This is a messenger RNA of Daldinia loculata, 1140 nucleotides long. RefSeq names its product Clavaminate synthase-like protein. Gene Ontology annotation, molecular function: oxidoreductase activity. The record is from RefSeq and is a predicted model, not a curated record. Bases 1 to 1140 code for a protein of 379 amino acids. NCBI's taxonomy places the organism in Eukaryota, Fungi, Ascomycota, Sordariomycetes, Xylariales, Hypoxylaceae. The transcript is spliced from 5 exons.
AUGAAGAAAUCUUCCAACGAUAAACAUGACUAUGGUGCAAUCGUCAGUGAUAUAGACCUGAAUGAUAUAAAUGAUAUCGACGUCCGCCACCUGGCAGAUGCCAUCUGGACGCAUAAAGUCAUCGUGGUCAAGGGGCAAAAAGACCUCGCCCCGAUAAAACAAUGGGAGCUCGUAACGCGAUUCGAUCCAGAUGCGCCACAGAUCCACUCUCACGGUGAUUUGAAGACUUUCAACAGCAAAGGAGGCUUGCUUUCUAAAUAUCGCGAAGUAGUAGGUAUACCGGGCGCCGAGAACGUCCGUCUAAUCGGGAAGGGCUUCCAAGGCGAAGACCACUACGGCAUCAAGAACAAGAACAUUACUAAACCGCUCUCUCACGACUGGCAUGACAAGGAGCUUCCACAAGACGAGUUCGCGAAGGGGAAUACCCGGUUCCAACGAUGGCAUAUGGACGCGCCGCUCUACGGAAGGGAUCCGGCGUGGUUUACGACUCUGCGCUGUGUGAAGCGGCCUAUUAAGCCCCAAGUCAACGUCCGAUGGGAUGACGGGUCCGGCCUCAGCAUGAAGGCAGAGCCCGGGCUCACUGCGUUUAUUAGUAACGUUCAGAUGUACGAGAUGAUGACGGAGGAUGAGAAGAAGAUGGCAGAUCACAGCUGGGUCGAAUAUGCACCUCAUCCGUAUAUGUGGAUAGGCGAUUGUAAGGGGAAUUCCAAUGGUCUUGGACUUGUCAGCCAGGGUAAAGAGAAGCAGCUCGAGGAUCUAGGUGACUUCGACCCGAAGGAUGUAAAAACCUAUCCCAUGGUUUGGGUCAACCCCGUAACAGGCGAGAAAGCCUUCCAAGUCCACGGAAUUUGCGCAAGAAAGCUCUUCAUUCGCUCGUCCCCGACAGAAGAACCCAGGACAAUCGAAGAUCUCGUAGAAAUCAGGAAGCUACUAAAGACUAUCCAAGAAAGAGUAUUGAAACCGGAGUAUAUAUUGAUCCCGAGUUUAGAAGAAGGGGAUAUUGUCAUGUGGGCGAACUACCAGAUGUUUCACACGGCUAUCGACUAUCCUGACUGGUUCGGUCCACGAACUAUGCACCAAGCCAAUAUCGCCUCAUCGGCUGGUCCGGUGGGCCCAAUACCGAUCCCGGUCCGGACUUGA